UGUGAUUGGCAGGUGUGAGCGGAAGCGGAAAUGCGAGCGGCGGGCGGGUGAAGAUGGCGGCCGCCAUGAGGGCGUUGCUCGCUCGGUGCCUCCGCUCCAGCCCGUCCCUGAGCCCGGGGUCAGGGCUCAACCCGUCCCGCGGCCUGAAGCACAUUGUGAGAACCCAGGAUGGAAUGAACAUCACGAUCGAAGGGAAGAAGGUGGAGGAUUCCACCGUGCCAGUUUUGCCUCCGAAUCCUCUGGGUCAAUGUCCAAUCUGCAGGUGGAAUCUGAAGCAUAAAUACAAUUACACAGACGUGCUGCUGCUCAGCCAGUUCAUCAGGCUAGACGGUGGGAUGUUACCGCGGAGAAUCACUGGGCUCUGCUUCGAAGAGCACCAAAAGGUGGAAGUGUGUGUGAAGAUGGCUCACAGAGCAGGCUUGCUGCCAGACCACAAACCCACUCUGCCAGAAGGCCAUGUUCCGAAAAAACAGAAGCCCCACUUGAACAGGUACCUCACUCGCUGGUCCAUUGACUCGGUGAAACCCAUCUGGAAGAGGGGUCUGAAGUGGCGUAAGGUGCGCAUGUCGGUAGGAGACCCUCUCCUGAAGGACAACAUGGUGUACGGAAAGAAGCCAUUGUACAUAAAGCAUUGAGGGGGCUACACUGUGACUGGCACCAGCAUCCCAUCGCCUCCGCCAUCCAGUUUUUUUUAUAUAUAAAAGCAAUAAAAACCCUUUGGACAGAGGCCACAGAUUGUGAACAAUUGCUAAUUUAUAGUAAAUGUACAGAUUACAAAUUGGAAAA
Callorhinchus milii (elephant shark) is the source of this 786-nucleotide messenger RNA. It is a transcript of the gene mrps18a, whose product is annotated as mitochondrial ribosomal protein S18A. Gene Ontology annotation, molecular function: small ribosomal subunit rRNA binding; structural constituent of ribosome. The coding region runs from base 54 to 635 and encodes 193 amino acids. Gene Ontology annotation, biological process: mitochondrial translation. The record is from RefSeq and is a predicted model, not a curated record. The transcript is spliced from 6 exons. Gene Ontology annotation, cellular component: mitochondrial small ribosomal subunit; ribosome. Lineage: Eukaryota; Metazoa; Chordata; Chondrichthyes; Chimaeriformes; Callorhinchidae.